Molecule: messenger RNA, 2316 nt
Organism: Morus notabilis
Lineage: Eukaryota; Viridiplantae; Streptophyta; Magnoliopsida; Rosales; Moraceae
Product: phosphoglucomutase, chloroplastic
Exons: 21
Coding region: 97-2094 (665 amino acids)
Biological process (GO): carbohydrate metabolic process
Cellular component (GO): cytosol
Molecular function (GO): phosphoglucomutase activity; magnesium ion binding
Source: RefSeq, a predicted model, not a curated record
CGCUCUCAGAUUGUACAGAUCAGCCAUCCCUCUGCGAUCUUCUCCAACUCCUCACUGAUUCUCUCUCACUCUUUCUUUCUCUCUCUAAACUCAUCAAUGGCUACUCUCUCUCUCCGCCUUCACAACCUUCUCUCCUCCAAAUUCACAUACAAAACGCCACAACUCUCACUCUCGUCGUCUUCUUCCUCACAUGUCGCUCUCUUUCCUUUCCUCACCUCUCCUCAACUUCGUCUCAGAACCUCACAUUCCCUCUCCAUCAAAGCCUCUUCUUCCUCCUCCUCAUCAUCUUCAUCGUCAUCUUCUUCUUCUCCGACCACCAUUGCCCAACCACAAGGAAUCAAGAUUAAAUCCAUUCCCACUAAGCCGAUUGAAGGCCAGAAAACUGGAACGAGCGGUCUCCGAAAGAAAGUGAAAGUUUUCAAGCAAGAAAACUACCUUGCCAAUUGGAUUCAGGCAUUGUUUAAUUCGUUGCCUCCAGAGGAUUACAAAAACGGAGUUUUGGUUUUGGGCGGUGAUGGUCGGUACUUUAACCGUGAAGCCGCACAGAUCAUUAUUAAAAUUGCGGCUGGGAAUGGUGUUGGUAAAAUUUUGGUUGGCAUGGAAGGCAUUUUAUCAACACCAGCUGUUUCGGCCGUAAUCCGGAAAAGAAAGGCCAAUGGCGGUUUUAUUAUGAGUGCAAGCCACAAUCCUGGUGGGCCUGAUUAUGAUUGGGGUAUUAAGUUUAACUACAGCAGUGGCCAACCAGCACCUGAAUCCAUCACCGACAAAAUCUAUGGAAACACUCUCUCUAUCUCUGAGAUAAAGGUAGCAGACAUUGCUGAUGUUGAUUUAUCACGUCUUGGAGUUACAAAGUUUGGAGACUUCACUGUUGAAGUAGUAGACCCGGUUUCUGACUACUUGGAGCUAUUGGAGAGUGUAUUUGAUUUUAAGCUUAUCAAAAGUCUCCUGUCAAGGUCGGAUUUUAGGUUCAUAUUUGAUGCCAUGCAUGCUGUUACUGGUGCAUAUGCAAAACCUAUCUUUGUGGAUAAGCUUGGAGCCAAUCCGGAUUCAAUUGCAAACGGAGUGCCUUUAGAGAACUUUGGACAUGGUCAUCCAGAUCCUAAUCUGACCUAUGCUAAGGAUUUGGUCAACAUUUUGUAUAGUGAAAAUGGACCUGAUUUUGGUGCUGCAAGUGAUGGUGAUGGUGAUAGAAACAUGAUUCUGGGUAGAAGUUUCUUUGUUACUCCUUCAGACUCUGUUGCAAUUAUUGCAGCCAAUGCACAACAAGCAAUCCCAUAUUUCCAAAGUGGCCCAAAGGGUUUGGCCCGAUCUAUGCCAACAAGUGGCGCUCUUGAUCGAGUUGCUGAAAAGUUGAGUCUCCCAUUCUUUGAGGUCCCCACUGGUUGGAAGUUCUUUGGGAAUCUUAUGGAUGCAGGGAAGUUAUCAAUUUGUGGGGAAGAGAGUUUUGGAACAGGUUCCGAUCACAUCCGUGAGAAGGAUGGCAUUUGGGCUGUGUUAGCUUGGCUAUCAAUCAUUGCAUACCGAAACAAAGACAAGAAACCAGGGGAGAAGUUGAUCUCCGUUGCCGAUGUUGUGAAGGAACAUUGGGCAACCUAUGGAAGAAAUUUCUUUUCUCGUUAUGACUAUGAGGAAUGUGAAUCUGAAGGUGCCAAUAAGAUGAUAGAUUAUCUCAGAGAUCUGAUCUCCAAAAGCAAGCCUGGCGACAAGUACGGUAAGUUCAUAUCUCUCCUUUCUCUUGGUAUCAUCUUCAUGACCCGCUGGCUGGGUUUGGGUACUAAAUAUUGUCAUGUCUCAGGAAAUUAUGUACUCCAAGUUGCCGAUGACUUUACAUACACUGAUCCUGUCGACAGUAGCGUGGCAUCAAAACAAGGUGUUCGGUUCGUUUUCACGGAUGGCUCGAGAAUCAUAUUUCGUUUAUCGGGGACUGGUUCAGCCGGUGCAACCAUCCGAGUUUACAUCGAACAAUUUGAACCAGAUGCCUCUAAACAUGAUGUUGAUGCUCAAAUAGCCUUGAAACCGUUAAUAGAUCUGGCAUUAUCCGUAUCAAAGCUGAAGGACUUCACUGGAAGAGAGAAGCCAACAGUCAUCACAUAAAGUACGAGUAGAUACAAAUCAAUUUUGCUUAUCAACUAUGCCCUUAAAGUUGCCAUCACUUUUUUUUUUUUUUUUUUUUUUCCAACCUUGUCUAGUUUUAUCAUUUUCAUAUUCCUCCUUUUCAGUUUUGGUUGUAUGCAAGGUAAUAAUCUGGUUGAGGAAUAAAUAUUACAAAGUUCAUCUGCGUAGAACAUGUGAAUAUAUAAAUGAGAAUUCCAGUUU